Vicia villosa (hairy vetch) is the source of this 2388-nucleotide messenger RNA. Its product is annotated as NAD-dependent malic enzyme 62 kDa isoform, mitochondrial. The record is from RefSeq and is a predicted model, not a curated record. Gene Ontology annotation, molecular function: malate dehydrogenase (decarboxylating) (NAD+) activity; NAD binding. Gene Ontology annotation, biological process: pyruvate metabolic process; malate metabolic process. Bases 169 to 2046 code for a protein of 625 amino acids. Lineage: Eukaryota; Viridiplantae; Streptophyta; Magnoliopsida; Fabales; Fabaceae. Gene Ontology annotation, cellular component: mitochondrion. The transcript has 19 exons.
GGUUUGUGACUAGUUCAUACGUAAACCAGAGUAAACACUACGACCCCACUCUCAAAACCGCGCAAAUCAACACCAUCACAAACGCCACUGAAUAUUCCCACUCACUCCCAACUUCAAAAUCAACACUCAUAACCGAUCGAAAGACGCAUCUAUCAUCGAUCGCUGAAAAUGGCGAUCUUCUGGAAGCAUCUAAAGUCAUCGUCUCCGCUACUUCAACGCCUCAAACGCCACGUCACCGGCGGUCACUGUAUACUCUCGCGAUCUUUCACCACGAUGGAAGGUCAUCGUCCAACUAUCGUCCAUAAACGAAGUCUCGACAUUCUUCACGAUCCUUGGUUCAAUAAAGGAACGGCUUUUUCCAUGACCGAACGAGAUCGUCUUGAUUUACGAGGACUGCUUCCUCCAAAUGUUGUGUCUUCUGAUGUACAGAUUGAGCGCUUCAUGGUUGAUCUGAAAAGGCUUGAAGUUCAAGCAAGAGAUGGACCUUCUGAUCCUAAUGCAUUGGCCAAGUGGCGGAUACUAAAUCGGUUGCACGACAGAAAUGAGACAAUGUACUAUAAAGUUUUGAUUGCCAACAUUGAGGAAUAUGCACCAAUAGUAUAUACUCCAACAGUGGGUCUUGUCUGUCAGAACUAUAGUGGACUGUUUAGAAGGCCAAGAGGAAUGUAUUUCAGUGCUGAGGAUCGUGGAGAAAUGAUGUCCAUGGUUUACAAUUGGCCAGCUGAUCAGGUCGAUAUGAUUGUAGUUACCGAUGGGAGCAGAAUUCUGGGACUUGGAGAUCUUGGUGUUCAAGGAAUUGGCAUUGCCAUUGGGAAGCUUGAUCUAUAUGUUGCUGCUGCUGGCAUGAAUCCUCAAAGGGUACUUCCUGUGAUGAUUGACGUUGGUACUAACAACACAAAGUUACUUGAAGAUCCCUUAUAUUUAGGAUUGCAGCAGCAUCGCCUUGACGGGGAUGACUAUCUUGCUGUUAUUGAUGAAUUUAUGGAAGCUGUCUUUACUCGCUGGCCAAAUGUGAUUGUACAGUUUGAAGAUUUUCAAAGCAAGUGGGCUUUCAAAUUAUUACAACGGUAUAGAACUACCUACCGAAUGUUUAAUGAUGAUGUGCAGGGGACAGCUGGUGUUGCAAUAGCUGGACUUCUAGGUGCUGUAAGAGCUCAAGGAAGGCCAAUGAUUGACUUCCCCAAGCAGAAGAUUGUUGUUGCUGGUGCUGGAAGUGCUGGAAUCGGUGUUCUUAAUGCAGCAAGAAAAACAAUGGCAAGAAUGCUGGGUAAUAACGAAGUCGCUUUUGAGAGUGCAAAGAGUCAAUUUUGGGUUGUUGAUGCAAAGGGAUUAAUCACAGAAGGACGUGAAAAUAUUGAUCCAGACGCCCUUCCUUUUGCAAGAAAUUUGAAAGAAAUGGAUCGCCAAGGACUAAGGGAAGGAGCAAGUCUUACGGAAGUGGUUAAGCAAGUGAAGCCUGAUGUCCUCCUAGGACUAUCUGCUGUUGGAGGAUUGUUCUCAAAGGAGGUACUAGAGGCCCUCAAGGGGUCAACCUCAACAAGACCAGCCAUAUUUGCCAUGUCAAAUCCAACAAAAAAUGCUGAAUGCACUCCUGAAGAAGCGUUCUCCAUUUUAGGCGACAACAUUAUAUUUGCAAGUGGAAGUCCAUUUAGUAAUGUGGAUCUCGGUAAUGGACAUAUUGGACACUGCAACCAGGGAAACAACAUGUACCUAUUUCCGGGUAUUGGCCUUGGAACUCUUUUGUCUGGCUCUAGGAUCGUAUCUGACGGCAUGCUACAGGCUGCUGCUGAGCGUCUGGCUGCAUAUAUGAGUGAAGAGGAGGUCCUGAAGGGAGUUAUUUUCCCUUCAAUAUCCAGAAUCCGAGAUAUUACUUUGGAGGUAGCUGCAGCUGUUAUAGAAGAGGCCGUGGAGGAGGAUCUAGCUGAAGGAUAUCAUGAAAUGGAUGCUCGAGAGCUCCGCAGACUUAGUCCGGAUGAAAUUAAGGAUUAUGUGAAGAAUAACAUGUGGAAUCCAGAGUACCCAACACUAGUAUACAGGCAUGAAUGAGCAACCUGCAGGGUGGAAUCAUCCUUGCAAAUUCAAUUUAUAUGAAAUUCCAAAGUAUCAUUUUAAAACUUAUUUUGAUGUGUGUUCAAAAAAGAAAAGCAAAUUGGUUGAUGAUUCAGUUUUCUUUUUUAAUUUGUGUAGUCUUAUAUUUAGUUAUCAAAGGAUUAUAGCCAAGUAUUGAGUCAUUGUCAUAUAAAUUACUUUGAAAGUAACAAGUAGUCUUUGAGAUUGUAGAGCACCAUAUUGAAGGAAUCUAUCUAUACACCAAUAUUUAAAUGGUGUAUUGGUAAUUACUGUAAGUGUCAACAUACAAUGAUAAUCAAUAGUUCAUUAUUUUAGUUA